Molecule: messenger RNA, 1448 nt
Organism: Chara braunii
Lineage: Eukaryota; Viridiplantae; Streptophyta; Charophyceae; Charales; Characeae
Source: the annotation of a GenBank genome assembly
CCCGAAGAUGCGAAGGUGGCUAGCAUUAGGGACUGGCCACGACCCCAGUCUCUGACUGAGGUCGAUCGUUCUUGGGAAUGUGUGGUUAUUACCGUAACUUCGUGAAGAACUAUAGCACGAUCACAUCUCUCUUGACUGAUCUAACUCGACUUGACACGCCAUGGGACUGGACCGACGAGUGUGAGGCAGCUUUCAAACGUUUGAAGCAUGCUCUCGCGCACCAUGAGGUUCUCAUGGUACCCGACCCGCAAAGGCCAUUUGUUGUAACCACUGACGCAAGCCAAUACGGCAUUGGCGCAGUGCUAGCUCAGCAGGACGACAAAAAGUUGAGACCGGUCGAGUACAUGAGCAAAAAGAUGCCAUCAAAGAAGUUGGCAAAGUCCACCUACGAGAGGGAACUCUAUGCUCUCUACAAGGCACUUGUCCACUGGAGGCACUAUCUGUUAGGAAGGUUCUUCUAUUUGAGAACUGACCACCAAACCCUCAAGUGGAUCAAGACACAACCGGUUCUCUCCGAUGCACUCAAACGCUGGAUUGAAGUCAUAGAUCAAUAUGACUUCAAACUAGACUAUGUGAAGGGAGAGUACAACAAGGUUGCAUAUGCGUUGUCUAGAAGGGCAGACUACCUGGGUGCGCUGAUUUCUGAGUUUGGCCUAUCUGAGUACGUGACUCGAUCUAUGGAGGAAGCCUACAAGGAAAAUCCCAUCACGAUGGACAUCAUCACCAAACUUCAGGCUAAAGACAAGGCUGCCUCUGAUGAGUUUGUGAUGGUGGAUGGGUUGCUCUUCCUUGAGAAGGCAGGGUUUAAGAGAAUAGUUGUUCCAUCUAGGGAAGAUUUGCGUAGUUUGUUUUUAGGAGAAUGCCAUGACGCAACAGGACAUUUCGGCUAUAAGAAGACUUGUGCUAACUUAGUACAGCGAUUUUGGUGGUCUAACAUGCUGGACGAUGCAAAGAAAGAUGUACGUUUCACAAGCGAGAUGUGGAAGAAGGCCACUGAACAGAUGGGCAGCCAGCUUCAGAUGACUUCUGGGAAUCAUCCAGAAGCAAAUGGCCAGGCUGAACAGAUGAACCAAGUGGUGCAGCAUCUGCUGAGGCAUUACAUCAAGCCCAGCCAGAAUGACUGGGAUGAGAAAUUACCUCCCAUCGCCAGCCUGUACAAUAACGUUGUACACAGCACCACCGACUGUGGUGUGACGAAAUGUGAACUCCUGAUGUUGCAAGCAGUGGCGUAGUUUGUGUGGGAUCGUUGCCGUUGCUAUCGGAGUAGAUUCUCGCUGUCUUCUUGCUAGGAGCUGAAGAAGAAGCCGACGUUCAUUUAGGCCGACGGGUGAAGUAAGAUGCCAGGUGAUGCAAAUUGGCGUGUUAAGGAAUUGACCGAUGUUUAGGGUUAAAGGUGGCCGAAGGAGAAGAGGUUGAGGAAGGCGGAAGAAUCAAGUGAAGCAAACAUG